This is a messenger RNA of Chlorella variabilis, 297 nucleotides long. RefSeq lists its product as hypothetical. Lineage: Eukaryota; Viridiplantae; Chlorophyta; Trebouxiophyceae; Chlorellales; Chlorellaceae. The transcript has 3 exons. The coding region runs from base 1 to 297 and encodes 98 amino acids. The record is from RefSeq and is a predicted model, not a curated record.
AUGACCGACCAUAAAGAGAAGGAGCUGACAUCGGCGCUGAGCGACUGCGUGCUCGAAUCGUCCUGGUUAUGUACAGUGGUCGCAGUGGCUCUGGCGGUGCCUCUGGGAGUUAGGCAGAAGAGCUACAUGCCUGUAGUCUACCUGGGCCUGGCUGGCACAGUGAUGGACCUCUUAAAUGGGUACGACAAAUGCAAGGAGCAGCGGCAAGCGUUGGAGCGGUACCUUCAGAACCGGGAGGCCUUUGGGCAGCAGCCCACCAGCGUAGAGCGCCAGCUGGGCGGCGGGGACAACGACUGA